Molecule: messenger RNA, 822 nt
Organism: Drosophila yakuba
Lineage: Eukaryota; Metazoa; Arthropoda; Insecta; Diptera; Drosophilidae
Product: cuticle protein 65
Exons: 2
Coding region: 96-485 (129 amino acids)
Source: RefSeq, a predicted model, not a curated record
UGUUGCGAGUAUAAAUAACAGGGCUACUCGAGACGUCUAAGCAUAACACAUUCAGCUCUUCGGUCAAGAAGUCCAAGCAACACAAAACCAGAAAAAUGUUCAAACUGAUUGUCCUCGUAUCUGCCCUGUGCGCCGUGGCCAAUGCCGGAGUUAUCUCGCCCUACAGCCAUGGAUACGGACUGGGAUACGGAGCUGCCUUGGCUCCAGCUUAUGCCGCCCCGGCCGUGAUCUCGCACGCCCCGAUCAUCAAGAGCUACGCUGCCCCCAUUGUGGCCCACCCGGUGGCCACCUCCUAUGCCAACACCUACAAGGUGGCCACCAAGGCCAUCCCAGUGGUCCAUGCCGCUCCCCUGGUGCACGCCGCUCCUCUGGUCCAUGCCGUGCCUGCACUGCACUCCACCUCCACCUACCACGGAUCCUAUGGCGGUUACGGUAGCUACGGUCUGGGAUACUCCGGCUACGGACACGGAGCCUACCUGCACUAAGGAUUUGAAUGUCAGAAAGGAUACCAGCCCUGUUGACGACCUCGAUUGAAGUGAGAACAUUCAGCGGAUAAUUCGCAUUUUGCUGCCGUCAAAGUGUUGAAUUUGCAUUUCGUAGUCAGAGGCGAAAAUACAAACUGUGUACAAAAAUCAUCAAUACCCAGACACCCACUUGGAGACAGAGACAACUAGAUAACUAAGGACAGCUAAUGGGAGGCGGCGAGAGCGAGAGAGAUUGAUGAAGGAUCAAGUUUCGUUGAUUUUGUUAUUAUGGUGCAACUCCAUGCAUUGUGGCUUAAACACUUUCUGUAAAUAAACGAUACAUGACUCUUUUAACGAA